GGUAACUGGUUGAUACUUUAUAUAACACUGCAUACUUUACUGUAAAAGAAAUGGAAGCAAUGACCUGUGAAGAAUCAGCCGACUCUGAAGAGGAGAUUCUUGUCUUCGCGGAAUUCGAGGAUACUGUGAACAUGGAAAACUAUAGAUCAAUACAUGUGCUUGGUAUUAGUGGGAAAAAUCCUAUAAUACAAUUAGAUGACACCAUAUUCACAGGACAAUUGGAAAGUCCUCUUGGAACAUACAUGUUCUUUUCUAGAGAUGUGGCUCCGCCUAGUGUUGAUCCUCUUUUUGACAAAGUGCCAAAGGAAAAUAUGAAGUAUCUUUGUAAAGCAGACAAAUACCUCAGAAUGAAGCAUACUUACAUCACUCCUAGGGAAGGUGCAGAAACAGAUGUUCGAAGUGAACCUCCGGAAGAUGAAGAUAAUUUGGUGCCAUUAAAUUUCAAGACAGUACAAGAUGCAAUAGAUACCUUUAAAAUGGAGUGGAAAUCUAAAAUACAAGAAGCUGACGUUAAAGUGAACCCAGACCAUGCACCAUGUGAAGAUCAAGAUAUGACAAAUUUAGAUUUUAAGAGGCUGUAGUCGAUUUUGGAGCAAAAAUUUAAAAUUGAUAGAUUUAGUCGUUGAAAUUAUACACGUUUUGUUACGUAAUAUCUAAAUAACAAGUAUUGGUUUCUAUUAGCACGUUUUCUCAUCUUGCCUUUUAAUAAUGAGGUCGCGAGCGUGCGUCACCAGUAAUAUAUGAAGAGAAGGGGCAGUUUUUAAAAAAUCAUCAAAAAAAUAUAUGGUGGUAAAUUAUACAAAUUGAUGUAUAAGAAUAGUUUCAGCAAAUGUUGUAAAUUGUUCAAGUAUCCAAAUUACGUUGAAAUUAAGUCGAUUUUCAGAGAAAUUGUUACUUGUUUUGAAGUUAUUUCUGGAGAAAAUUCAAUUCGGUCACUGACUAUCAGUCCGCCGGACGAUAUCGGCCUGUCACUUAGAACAAAAAUUUGACAGUUCCGAACAAAUGACAGGCCGAUAUCGGCCGGCGAACUGAUAGUCAGUGGGCCCCUUUAACUUUCAUUUCCUCGAACUAAGUCAUAUAACAAAAAUGUAAUCUGAUAAAGGUCAAGUACAGAAUAUGUGUAAUACAAAUUUACCAUUUUUAGCAGUCCAAACUUUACGAAUUUUACAAAUAAGAGCGACAAAAUCAGUGCUUUACGCGCGUUUACCCAAACGUCCUUCAGAAAAAAAAUCAUUACUAAUUUAGUGAGUCUGUUUUCAAAAAAUUGAUCUAAUAAAAGGCAAGAUAAGAAGACGUGCUAAUAGAAACCAGUACUUGUUAUUUCAAUUUGGUAACAAAAGGUGUACAAUUUCAUCGACUAAAUCUAUCAAUUUUACAUUUUUGCGAGUAAAAU
This is a messenger RNA of Cydia strobilella, 1393 nucleotides long. RefSeq lists its product as uncharacterized. The record is from RefSeq and is a predicted model, not a curated record. NCBI's taxonomy places the organism in Eukaryota, Metazoa, Arthropoda, Insecta, Lepidoptera, Tortricidae. Bases 51 to 581 code for a protein of 176 amino acids. Gene Ontology annotation, cellular component: transcription factor TFIIIC complex. The transcript is spliced from 3 exons. Gene Ontology annotation, biological process: transcription by RNA polymerase III.